UUUUUUCUGUCAAAAGAUGGCGUUAUGCCUAGUAGAGUUGGCAGUUUUACUUUGAAGUUAUUAAAAUUUGCAGGUUUAGCAGUCGUUUCAAUAUUAAGAAAAUGCUUUGUGACACUAAUCCAGAUGUGGGAAAGUAAUCUUAUCAAGAAUUUUCUCACCUACGUUUCCAGGUAUAGGAAAAUUGCUCUUAUAGUUAUUGUAGUGCUGUCCCUUUUUCUAUAUCUUUGGCCGUAUUGGUUAAAGUCUUAUUCACGGAAGUACGUCGAUCCAAUCCUACUUUGCGAGGAGAGAUCCCUCCAUCCUUAUUUAAGAGCAUUGAGCAGCCACGAUGCACUAGUUGAGCAUGAACCUUCUGUUGCCGAAGACAAAACAUUCCUGCCUUAUGUUGGAAACGGCUACUUCGGUUUAUCCGUCCUUCACGAUAGUAGAGUUUAUAUACAAAAUGAUCGUACACUGUCUGAAGGUCUAGGUAUUUCUCCCAUAAUAUCUGCUCAAGCAAAGGGAUAUAUAUCUAGGGCAGUAGUUGUUUUGGACUUGUUAAAUGGUAUAGUCGAAAGGACGCAAUGCUUUCAGCUUGGAUCUGUGUGCGUUGGUAUUACAACAAAGAUUUACGCUCAUCGAACAAAGCCAUCUCUAUUAAUUCAAGAUAUUCGAAUUAGCAAUCCUACUGCAGAACCAGUAACCUUAGAUAUAGAAUUAACGGGAUUUGGAGAUGGUUUUACAAUUCGAAAGAAAAAAGAAGACAUGGCUUUAGGCCGUACGAUUGUCAAAGAUAAAAAGAUUGGAGUAGCAAUUAUGAAUAUACCGGAGAGUUUAACAAUAAAAUCAGGAGGAGCUUUAUCUUUUCAUCAUAUUACAUCAAUAGUCGUUGUAGCCAAAGAUACUCCUGAUAAAAUGGUUUUAGAAAAAGCUGAAAAAGAUUUGGUGGAUGCUCAGAAAACGAAAGAUCUUGAAAUGCAACACAAAUCAGUAUGGCGACAUUUAUGGACUCAUGGUUUCUCCAUUAGUGAUUCAAAAGCAAGUGGAGCUCUGAACGGUGACCGUAUAAAUUUAACUCUGUACUACGUUCUUAGCAAUACGCCAGCUCUGUUACACGAACCAAUUGAUAAAGCUGAAGUAACGAAACUCCGUACUUAUUUAGCAUAUCCUGAUAGAUGCUACGAGGGUCAUCACACUCUACAGAAUGACGUUUUGUGGAAAACUGUGGAAAGUGACAACGAUGUUCAAUCGUUGGCUAGCACCUGGUUGUUGACACUAGAUAAGCUUGGUUGCUCUCAGAUGAUGAAGGCAGGAGCGGAUGGAAUAAUGCAAGCUAUGGUGCUAUCCUGUGGGGCUUUGAAAUUUAAAAAUUUUCAUCUUGAGUUGUCCAUGCAACAUUCCGAUCUCGAUAGAGUGAUGCACUGGAGACGUGUACAUUAUGGUAAUAAUACGCACGUUAAUAUCACUGUUCUAGUUCGAGAUGACAAUAGACCUCAAAUAAUAGUAUCUCUCGAUAGGAAUGAUAAGCCAUAUUAUGCUUGUUCAGCUGGUUGUACAGAUCUUUAUUCGCUAUCGGAAACACCUCAAAUUCUACCAGUUAAAAUUACAAAACCAUUAACAGCUCUUUUAUAUAUAACAUCCGAUAAAAAGCAUAUGCAAGAGCUACGAAAAACUAUACACUUUAAAGAAAUAAAAGAUGCUCCGGCGCAUUCUCAAGGUAUUUUAGCAGUACACAAGCACGGUACUCACUACGGAGGUUUACCGGCUCUCUUUUGGAUAUCUAUUGCAUCCUUAAUAGCAAUAUUUCACUUAUUCCUAUUGAAAAUUGUGUUGAAUGAAUAUUGUAUGACUGAUAAUUUAGCUAAAGAGCAGAGGUAUCCGCGUCCCAGGUAUACCGUAUAA
Dimorphilus gyrociliatus is the source of this 1881-nucleotide messenger RNA. NCBI's taxonomy places the organism in Eukaryota, Metazoa, Annelida, Polychaeta, Dinophilidae. The record is from the annotation of a GenBank genome assembly.